AAAAAUGUAAACAGUGCUUGUUCUAGUUUACAGAAUAGGUGUUCAACCCACAUGUACCGAUUCUUAACCUAAAGUGUUCCAAUAUUCGUACUUCGGCAAUCUUAGGUUCAUUUAACCACUGCUUGCGAUCUGUCAACACCUAAGUUUCUAGAAAAUGGGACUUCUAACUGAAGGCUCUCCUCUUUCGUGGAAGGAUACGAAAUCUCACGCGGACCACGUUAGAAAACAUGGAAUAAUUCAAUUCAUAAAUGAGUUUAAGAGACUGCGGAAUCGUACCAAAGAUGUGCUGUAUUGGGGUGAUGAGGUUGAGUAUAUGCUGGUCAAGUUAGACCAUGAAAACAAGACAGCAAAACUGAGUCUGAAAGCUGAAUCUGUCCUACAGACUCUCCAACAAGUGGAAAAGGACCACCCAGAUGAUCACCCGACCACCUGGCGUCCAGAGUAUGCUUCGUACAUGGUGGAAGGGACACCAGGGAAGCCGUAUGGCGGACUCAUGGCACACUUUAACCUUGUGGAGGCUAACAUGAGAAGAAGGAGAAUGGAAAUCAAGGAAUGUUUAGGAAAAGAUGAAAUCCCACUUAGUUUGACGGCUUUUCCAAGGCUUGGUAGUGGGGACUUCACCAAACCACAAACCACGCCUACACCAGAUGCCGGCGCCUCAAGGUCACUGUUCUUUUCUGAUGAGGUCAUCUUUCAAGGUCAUCCCCGAUUCAGAACGUUAACAAGAAAUAUCCGAGAAAGGCGAGGUGAAAAGGUAGCCAUAAACGUGCCCAUCUUUAAGGACACCAACACCCCGAGCCCUUUCCUGGAGGACCUAACUCAGUAUGGGGACAAAGGGGAAAGCCAGAAAGGGGCCAAACCUGACCACAUUUACAUGGACUGUAUGGGCUUUGGAAUGGGUUGCAGCUGUCUCCAGGUGACGUUCCAGGCCUGUAACAUUGAGGAGGCUCGCACUCUGUAUGAUCAGCUCACACCUCUCUGUCCCAUACUGCUUGCAUUAACAGCAGCGUCCCCAAUAUACCGAGGGUUUGUGUCUGACCUGGACACACGAUGGACUGUCAUCUCACAAUCAGUUGAUGACAGAACAGAGGAAGAAAGGGGACUUAAGCCAUUGGAAAAGGAGAAGUUUGUGAUCAACAAAUCACGCUAUGACUCCAUUGACAGUUACCUCAGCUGUGAUAUUUACAGCGAUAUUGACCUUGUAUAUGACCGGGAUAUUUACCAGCAACUCAUUGAUGCAGGCAUAGAUGACCUGGUGUCCCGCCACGUAGCCCACCUGUUUAUACGAGACCCCAUAUCACUGUUCAGCGAGAAAAUCCACCAGAACGAUGAAGAGGAUACAGACCAUUUUGAGAAUAUUCAAUCGACCAACUGGCAGACAAUGCGAUUCAAACCUCCUCCUCCAAAGAGUAACAUUGGUUGGAGGGUGGAGUUUCGACCAAUGGAAGUGCAGCUUACAGAUUUUGAAAAUGCUGCGUAUACAACAUUCCUGGUGUUAAUGACACGGGUAAUCCUCACAUUCGGUCUCAAGUUCAUUAUCCCGCUGACAAAGGUGGAUGAAAACCUCCAGCGCGCAUUCAAACGAGACGCUGUUCUAGAACAGAAGUUCUACUUCCGGAAGGACAUUUUAACAGAUUGCUCUCCCCCUGAAGCUGAGGAGUGUAUUAUACAAUGUUGUGAUGGGCGCCAGUGUCGGCUCCAGGACCAAUACACAGAGAUGACAAUCAAUGAUAUCAUACAUGGAAAGGAUGAUUUCCCGGGCCUGAUUCCACUGAUAGAGCACUACCUGGAGAUGGAGGAGAUAGAUAUAGACACCAGCUGUACCCUCAAACAGUACCUUAACUUCAUAUCAGCCCGAGCCUCAGGUAAACUUAAAACCACCGCCAGAUGGAUGCGAGACUUUGUAACCAGUCACCCUGACUACAAACAGGAUUCUGUUGUCACAGAAACCAUCAACUACGAUCUUCUCAUGAAAUGUGCCAAGAUUUCCGAGGAGCAGUUCACAAAUGAACACUUUCAAGCUGAUACAGAUAAACUGCUUCCUCCGGUAGUGGAAACGAAAACCUCAGACGAAAUCCCACAGGCUGUUUUAAAGCAACAAGAAUUGAUAAAUAAAAAAGUUGCAAGAAAUGGAACAUUGAUGAAUGGAAAUUGAUGUGAUCUUAAAUUGUGUCAGUGUUUUGUCAACUUUCAACACAUAAUUUUUGUUACCUACAUGUAGGUUUUCACGUUGUACAAUCAUAUUGGGAUCAAUAACUAUAUUGUUAAAUUUUGUCAUCAAUGUGUGCAGAAACAUGGAAAAAGCAUUGUCGAGCUGAAAUUUAAUAUAAAAUUAGGCAUGAAACAAUCUUAUUUGAACAGUGGAAACAAGAUAUGAACAAAUGGAAUUCUGGAUGGCUAUGUUGCUUAUUUGACUCAAUGGGGAUUAUGUUGACUUUUAUGUGUCAUAGUUAUUUAGCAUAGGAAUGAAAAUUUAAAAAAGGUAUAAAACAAUAGAUGGAAUUUUAUAGCAUUUGUUCUAUGUCCUGUACGUCAUUCUGUUAAAAAUUAGUUAAAACUGAAUGUUUGAUAGUUUGAUACAGAUUUUUAUGACCCGAAGGUGGGCAUAUUAAAAUCGCACCGUCCGUCCGUGUGUCCGGCUCAAUGACUCGUGUCCGGACUGUAACUUUCCCUUGUAUAGACAGAUUUUUAAAUAACUUGCCACAUGUGUUCCACAUACCAAGACGACGUGUCGCGUGCAAGACCUGUGCCCCUACCUCAAAGGUCAAGGUCACACUUAGUCUUUAUUCACAAUGGAGUGCUGCAUAUAGGACUAAGAAUAUAGGUUGUCGUGUCCGGGCUGUAACUUUCCCUUGUAUAGACAGAUUUUAAAAUAACUUGCCACAUGUGUUCCACAUACCAAGACGACGUGUCGCGUGCAAGACUCGUGUCCCUACCUCAAAGGUCAAGGUCACACUUAGUCUUUAUUCACAAUGGAGUGCUGCAUAUAGGACAUAGAGUAUAGGUUGUCGUGUCCGGGCUGUAACUUUCCCUUGUAUGGACAGAUUUUAAAAUAACUUGCCACAUGUGUUCCACAUACCAAGACGACGUGUCGCGUGCAAGACCCGUGCCCCUACCUCAAAGGUCAAGGUCACACUUAGUGAUUAUUCACAAUGGAGUGCUCCAUAUAAGGACAUAGAGUAUAGGUUGUCGUGUCCGGGCUGUAACUUUCCCUUGUAUGGACAGAUUUUAAAAUAACUUGCCACAUGUGUUCCACAUACCAAGAUGACGUGUCGCGUGCAAGACCCGUGUCCCUACCUCUAAGGUCAAGGUCACACUUAGGUGUUUAUUCACAACAGAGUGCUGCAUAUAAGGACAUAGAGUAUAAGUUGUCAUGUCCGGGCUGUAACUUUCCCUUGUAUGGUAUGGACAGAUUUUAAAAUAACUUGCCACAUGUAUUCGGCAUACCAAGACGACGUGUCGCAUGACAGACCCGUGUCCCUAUCUCAAAGGUCAAGGUCACACUUGGGUGUUUAUUCACAAUGGAAUGCUGCAUAUAUAAGGACAUAACAGUGUCGGUUGUCAACUAUGGGUGGUAUUUUUUUAUGUUUAGAGGCAAUUUAAAAUAACUUGCCAUAUGUAUUUGACAUGUAAAGGCAAGAUCAACUUUUCAUGUACUGACCUUGUUCAUAGGUCAAUGUCACAAUCGGGGGCAUUCGUCACAUACUGUGACAGCUCUUGUUUUGAAUUAUUUUUACUUGUUAUGUUUUUCGUAGUAUAUUAUGAUUUAAUGUCUAUAAGAAUUGCUUUUAAUCCAAAUUUUUUUUUUUUUAUCCAUAUUUUUUUGUUACUGCUGGAAAGUGAUCAUAAGAUAUUGGUAUCAUUUCUUCAGCAUGCAAUUACCAUACAUCAUACAUACAACCAUGCUUUAAGUUUAAAAAUGCACUCUAACUCCCAAAUAAGCAGUACCACGUAAUUUAUCGAAAAGGAUGAACAAAUAUCGUAAAACAAAUCGAGGGGUGAAUGCCAAAAGGUUUUAACUGACAUUAAAUAAAGAAGCAGAUAGAACCUUUUCGCUUUCACCCCUCGAAAUGUUCUUAUGAAGGAUACCGUGUUUAACAAUAGUUGAUCACUAUAAAUUUUUGAUAUUUGUGUGUUUUCAUCUAUUAAAUACACAGUUAUGUUUAUUAGUAAUAUAUUUUACAUAAAUGCAUUAUUUAGUAAGUAGUUAAGGUUUAUCACUCAGGAUUUAUGUUUGUUAUACAUGCGUAUGUUUUAAUUUUAAAUACUUGUAUCACUUUAAUUCUUAUUCUCUGCCACAACUUUUUCUUUUUCAAGAUAUUCAAAUGAAACUCCAUACAAAUGUUGACAGAAACACCCACAUGGAUAACAAGGCCUGUCACUCUGGUCUCUCCCUUAAAUUAUUUUAAAGUAAUGCCCUUUAUUUACUGAAAAAAUAAGGCCCGUUUCUCUAGCAUAGUUAAAUUUCGAGUAAUGCCCCUUAUUUACUGAAAAAAUAAGGCCCGUUUCUCCCUCUUAGUUCAUUUACAAGUAAUGCCCCUCUUUUACUGAAAAAAUAAAUUAGAAAAAAUCGUUGGCAUACUCUCUGCAGCACUAUUGUUUAACAAUAGAAAGUAUGUGUACAUAAGAUUUUAUCACUUAUGUUCACUCAUGUUUUUAUGGGUGUUAUGGAACGCUUGAUACCAUUGUCAAAUAUGCCCAGAAAACUUUAACAUUCUGCUUCAUUGAUUAUGUAGUGUAAACAAAAUACAGGAGGUUGUUGACAAUGACUUUAUAUUUGCUUAUGUUAUGAAUUUUUUUAUGUGUUCUACAACAUUAUUGUCUAAUGUUAUAAGGAUCAUUUAGGAACGGUAUAAUUUUAUUAUAUUAUUAUAACCACUGAUGUUCUUAAAUAAGAAAAUGAAUGGUUAGAGUUUGGCAUUAAAAAAACACGAAUUUGAUCUCAAGGGUGAUAAAUUCAGAUAUUUGGAAUUGCUUCAUAUGAGUUAAAAUAUAUUAAGAAGUGGACUUGUAUAGCUUUUUUGCUUCCGUUCAAAUUCUGAAUUGUUUUGUAUUGAAAUAUACAGGCAUUAAAACCUUUUCAUGGAAUAAUAUAUGUUUCAACUAAAUAAAAAUGUCAUGUACCAGUUACAGUGGCUGUAGUUACACUUGUCAACCACACUGUCUGUCACUUGUGCACUAUCUACUUAUUUCACAGUCGUCAUCUGGGAGUUCCAUCUGCAAUAUACGGUAUUGCAUUAUUUACACACGUAUGGUUAACGGCUGUUUGUAUUUAAUUUAGUAAAUUAAGAAGCAUGCUUUUUUUAUGAUGGAACACUUGUUUGUUGGAGUAUCAACCUUAUGUUGUGUGUUAUAUAUAGCAGAAUUUGAUCACAGUUCCUCGUAUCUUGUGUAGAUCUAGUCUCAAAUCUUCCAAAGUUCUUAACAGUCACAAGCUUGAGUAGCAUAUACCAUUAAGCCUAUUUCGUUACUUAAAGAUGCACUCUUACUCCCAGAUAAGAUUACCACAAUUAAUAAUAUUGUUUUAAUGCUCCAAAAAGGAUGAAUAAAUGUUGAAAACAA
Messenger RNA from Mya arenaria, 5562 nucleotides. RefSeq names its product glutamate--cysteine ligase catalytic subunit-like. Gene Ontology annotation, cellular component: glutamate-cysteine ligase complex. Bases 155 to 2155 code for a protein of 666 amino acids. The transcript has 16 exons. Gene Ontology annotation, molecular function: glutamate-cysteine ligase activity. The record is from RefSeq and is a predicted model, not a curated record. Lineage: Eukaryota; Metazoa; Mollusca; Bivalvia; Myida; Myidae. Gene Ontology annotation, biological process: glutathione biosynthetic process.